GCACACAGCCCUCUUGCCUUCAGUGUCGAGCCCACACCAUUUAUAGCCUCGCAGUAACCUACAAUCUUAUUAUGAGAUUUAACUUUGCCCCAGCUGGACUUGUGGAUGAGCAGUGCUCUAGUCCCGCUCCUCAACUCAACUAAUAAAUGCCUGGAAAUAGUUAUAAGGCGCUGUCGCUCGCUUUAUGACAGACAAAACUACUCUGCCAUGCCUCUGUCUAUGCGGAAUACAUAAAGGCUCUGCCUUGAAUUAAUCACUCGCUCUUUAAUGGAUCUUUGAUGAUCGCGCUUGACGCAGCGAGGAGCUGCAGCUCAUUGUAUUUCGAGGCCAAGAGGAACCUUGUGUGUGUGUGUGUGCGCGCGCGUUUUGGUUUUUUUAUUUUGUUGUGUGUGUGUUUUUUUACCCUCGUCCGAUAUCUACUGCCUCUUUGAAAAUGUCAAGGGGGUACAUGGUGACAUAGGGACCCCGGUUUGGUUACGGAGAGACUCUUGCUUCGCUCUGCGAAAGAGGAACAGGCCAGCUACUGAUGGUGGAUCUCAGACAUGCAUGUGACCACUAGACAGUUUAACCGGGAGCUGGCUGAUGAUGUGCUUAAGGCUUCUAUAUCCUGAGUCAGCAGUGGAAAAGGAGUCAGCUCCUAUCCUCCUGCCUGCAGCUGCUCCACGCAAAGGCCACAGCACCGAGUGAACAAGUUGAUGGUCUGGAAAAUUGCAUUAAAACCUGCAGGGUGUACCUCUGGGCCGAUAAAUGAUACUAAAAUGGUGAAAGAGAAGAAAAGACAAGAGGAUGAAAGCCAUCAACAAUGCUCUACCCUGGGGAAAUAAGCACCGGCCAUUUUGAAUUGGUGAAACACUAAGACCCAGCUCUAGCACUCCACUGGCAUGAAAACUUCUCCUUUGGAGACUUAACCUGUAAAUGCAUAAGCUAUGGUCAGCAGGUUUAAUAAGGGGCUGGCAUAUCAGUGCAGAACCACCCAACUCAUUUGAAAUAAUUCUCUGGACCAGAGACUGGUUAUUUUUAUCCCUUGGCUAAAGGGAAAGGGUUUAUUACCCUGUUUAAAUACUGUGAGGCUCCAUCCAGCCUAGUUCAAACUCAAGUGGUACCCCAAGCUGCUACCAACUGGCAUCGCUCAUGGCUUCCAGGAGGGCAUCAGAAGCUAGUAAUGGAGGCAUGGUGAAGAGUGCCUUCUUCUGGUCUUUGGCCAUAAUCUAUCUGACUCACAUAAGUGGAGUGAGGGGGGAUUGCUGGCUCAUAGAAGGUGAAAAGGGCUUUGUAUGGCUGGCCAUUUGCAGCCAAAACCAGCCACCCUAUGAGGCCAUCCCUCAGCAUAUCAACAGCACUAUAGUGGACCUUCGAUUGAAUGAGAACAAGAUCAAGAGCAUCCACUACUUUGCCCUUAGCCGCUUUACCAACCUCACAUACCUGAAUCUGACCAAGAAUGAGAUUAAUUACAUUGAGGAUGGGGCUUUUUCAGCCCAGUUCAACUUGCAGGUUCUCCAGUUGGGUUUCAAUAAGUUGCGUAACUUAACCGAAGGGAUUCUCAGGGGUUUGGGAAAGCUGCAGUACCUCUACCUCCAGGCCAACCUGAUUGAGACUGUGACACCCAAUGCCUUCUGGGAGUGCCCAAACAUAGAAAACAUUGACCUUUCCAUGAACCGCAUUCAGGUGCUUGAUGGGUCCACCUUCACCAGCCUGACAAAGCUGACCACCUGUGAACUCUACACCAACCCUUUCAAUUGCUCCUGUGAGCUCUUGGGGUUCGUUAAGUGGCUCUCUGUCUUUCCCAACAGGACAAGUGAACGGAUGGUGUGCGAUUCUCCUGCAGGAGUCUCGGGCUACAGUCUCCUAAGUCAGAAUCCGAACAAUCCCACAUACCGGAAUGCUCUGCAUAUGCUGUCCACUGUGUGCACGGAGGGCUACGCAACUCCGUAUAUCCUUGUGCCUACUGAGACCACCACUUACCCUCCAGACUCUACACCUUGUGGGCUGGAAGACUGUCCCUCGGGAACUGAGCCAGAGGAAAUCAGCAUCAGUCCCACAUACAUAGACUUAGAUGUGAAACCAAUCAUGAAACUCAAGCAAGUGUCUCACACGAACGCAGAAAUCACUGUUCAGAUCCCUUACCCCUACAAGAAGAUGUACAUCCUUGUCCUGUACAAUAACAGCUUCUUCACUGUUAUACAGAAUCUGAAGAGGCAGAAGGAGGACAUUGAACUGAAAAACCUGAAACCCCACACCGAUUACACCUACUGUGUGGCUUCCAUAAGAAACUCAUUGCGUUUCAAUCAUACUUGUUUGACAUUAUCCACAGGGCAUAGGAAUGGAAAAGAGCAAGCAGCUAGUAAUGCAAAAGCUACUCACUACAUAAUGACUAUCUUAGGAUGUCUUUUCGGUAUGGUAAUUGUUUUAGGGGUAGUUUACUAUUGCUUGCGAAAAAAGAGACAACAAGAUGAAAAGCACAAAAAGGCAGGAAGCUUAAAGAAGAACAUAAUUGAGCUUAAAUAUGGCGGUGAGCUAGAGGGCGGGACAAUAUCCAGGAUGUCUCAAAAGCAAAUGAUGGCUGGGGAGAGCAUAACCCGCAUGCCCUAUCUACCUUCCGGCAGUGAAAUGGAGCAAUACAAACUGCAAGACAUCAGCGACACUCCGAAAAUGGCCAAAGGGAAUUACAUAGAAGUGAGAACAGGGGAGCACCCAGAUCGAAGGGAAUGUGAAAUGUCUAUGCCUGGCAACAGCCAAGGCUCAGUUGCUGAGAUCUCGACAAUUGCAAAGGAAGUAGACAAGGUCAACCAGAUUAUUACCAAUUGUAUAGAUGCUCUGAAAUCAGAGUCCACCUCCUUCCAAGGGGUGAAAUCUGGUGCUGUGUCAACAGCUGAACCUCAAUUGGUACUGAUCUCAGAGCAGCCUCAGAACAAGUCUGGGUUCCUGUCACCUGUCUACAAGGACAGUUACCACCACUCUUUACAAAGACAUCAUGCAUCAGAUGCUUCUCCGAAACGUCCGAGUACAGCCACUGGUGGUCCAAUGCGGAGUCCAAGGCCUUACCGCUCAGAGGGGCCCUACAAGUCAGAGUCGAAGUACAUAGAGAAAACUUCACCCACAGGGGAAACUAUUCUGACUAUCACACCCACAGCUGCGAUACUAAGAGCAGAGGCGGAGAAGAUCCGUCAGUAUAGUGAGCAUCGGCAUUCCUACCCCGAUGCCCACCAAAUUGUAGAGUUGGAAGAACCGGAUAGUCGGAAAACCUCCAUUUUGGAGCCCCUGACGCGGCCUCGUGCCAGAGACUUGGCUUACUCACAGCUCUCUCCCCAAUACCACAAUCUCAGUUACUCGUCUAGUCCCGAGUACUACUGCAAACCAUCGCACAGCAUCUGGGAGCGCUUUAAACUCCAUCGCAAGCGACACAACAAUGAGGAGUACAUGGCAGCAGGUCACGCUCUGAGGAAAAAAGUGCAGUUUGCUAAGGAUGAAGACCUGCAUGACAUUCUAGAUUACUGGAAGGGAGUGUCAGCCCAACAAAAAUCUUAAUCUACUCAAGUGUUUGCCUGUGUCUUUUUCAUUUUUGAAGGACCACAAUGAACAGGACCAGAAGGAAUCCUUAAUCUAGUGAAAUCACAUUCUAAUGGAUAAAUAUUACACUACAGUGAAUUUCAACUUAGGGAAAAAGGUUUGUGUACCAAAAUUAAAAGAUGUUACUUAAAGCAACAAGAGGAGAAUAUAUUGCAAAUAUAAUAUAUAUAUAUAUAUAUGUAUGUUGAAAUGGAUUUUUAGUAUUUGAUUACCGCAUGGCCAAGUCCUGUGACAGUGGAUUUGCUGUUGUGUACUGUGAGACUUAAAAGAAUCCAACAGUGACAGACAACUUCUGAAACCUUAGUAUUUCUUCUGCAGGACCACUGUAAUUUAUGGACCGUUUUUCUCCCAAUAUUUGAGUUUGUUCUAAACACAAAUGAACUAUGUACAGAUACUGUUUCUUUAUUUGCAACGUUUGCUGUUAAAAAUGGAGAAAAAAAUCUAUAAUGUGUAUGAUUCAGGUUUAGACCAUGGAUUUUGGAGUUAGCUCCUGUGAUAUUAUCUGUCCUUAAAUUAAUGUUUACCGUUCUGAUGGAUAAACAUUGCACUGGUCAAUGAAAUGGCAUAUUUUCCUUUAGGCCACAGUUUACGCUACCCUGCUUUGCCAAUUUUCUUUUUAAUCCAUACCACUUAUCGGACCGCACAAUAUUACACUGCUAUAAGGCUGAUAUAAUGCUACAUUUGUGUAUCAUAACCACAAAGUGAAUCCGUUUGGUUGGGAUGGUGUAGAUGAAACAUCUGUAUACAUGAUUGCAGUAUCAAAGUGGAACAAAAUGGAAAAGUAGAGCAUUUUGAUACACAUUUAGUAGUUAUGUCUGAUAUGUUUACCAGUAAAGCGCUCCACAAAACAUGCACUUCUGCUUUGACCUUACAAUGCCUAAUAGUAGUGAGGGGUUAUCUGAUCGUGAACCAAAGUGCUUGGGUGGCAGCUCAUCACACAUUUUUCUGCAGAUGUUUCCACCAAUCUCGAGCCAACAGCCCUAUGGAUGAAUGUAUCACAUACAUAAAGCAGCCUUUUCAGCUGCAGUUUCUUUGUUGUUGUUGUUGUUUUUUACAACUACAUAAUUUCCAUUUUUCAUGCUGUAUGCUGAGUUUUGAUAUUCAUACUUCUUUUCAGUUUCAUGCAUUUGGCAUAUCUGUCAACAAUAUUUAAUCAAUCAGAAAAAAAAAAAAAAAGUUUAUAAACCUAAGGAUAUUGUUUUAGGCUUUUCUACUGUUUGGCGGGUAAAAAUGCUUUUGUAAAUGUUGAAUGCCACUGCACGGACCCUGUGACGAUCACUGCUGAUCUGAAAGGUGAAACAUCAGCUUUUUAGAGAAAUGCAGGAAGUAACCGGGUUGUCCAAUUUCUUUCUUUCUUUUUUUUUAAACCGCCUUAAACUUCUGGAAAUAUCUGUAUGACUGUAUUUUUCUUUUAUUCUUUAAGUGUUGAUGUUUUUGAAAAGUCUUCAUUCGUUGUCAUUUAUUUUAUUUGUUUUUUAAAGACAGUACAUUUCAGUAGAUUUCAACAGCUGUCAGGUUUAUAGGUAAUCUAGCAAGUAACCUACAUGUUUUUAUAAUGCAUAGUGUAGCACUCCUGUAACUCAUUCAGUUUAGAAAUGUUGGGAAAUUUGUGAACGGAGGACAUCAGAUACAAACAAGAGCACAAUGUGUGUUAUUUUGUAUUUCUUAAAACUAUGUUACCUGCUUUCAGACAAAGUACUGUGAAAUAAAGGAAAGGGUGCACCCAUACUGUCACGAUCCUUAUGAUAACA
Messenger RNA from Cyprinus carpio (common carp), 5318 nucleotides. Its product is annotated as protein ELFN1-like. The coding region runs from base 1132 to 3525 and encodes 797 amino acids. Lineage: Eukaryota; Metazoa; Chordata; Actinopteri; Cypriniformes; Cyprinidae. The transcript is spliced from 4 exons. Gene Ontology annotation, cellular component: plasma membrane. Gene Ontology annotation, molecular function: protein binding. The record is from RefSeq and is a predicted model, not a curated record.